Molecule: messenger RNA, 1537 nt
Organism: Bicyclus anynana (squinting bush brown)
Lineage: Eukaryota; Metazoa; Arthropoda; Insecta; Lepidoptera; Nymphalidae
Gene: Timp
Product: tissue inhibitor of metalloproteinase
Exons: 8
Coding region: 325-933 (202 amino acids)
Biological process (GO): negative regulation of membrane protein ectodomain proteolysis; negative regulation of endopeptidase activity
Cellular component (GO): extracellular matrix
Molecular function (GO): metalloendopeptidase inhibitor activity; protease binding
Source: RefSeq, a predicted model, not a curated record
GCUACACAGAACGCGUGUCGAUUUCGACGCGAGCCGGCUUUACGCGAGCACUUACGAUAAACAGUUCUACGUUUGGCACAACCCUUUUUGCUGUAUUUUGGACUCCAUCAAGUGAAUUAUAGUGCAUGCACGAUACUAUUGGAUGAACAUCAUUCAUCACCGAUACAUCCUGAAAGCGAAUCUGAAAGUUUUCAACGUGUUCAGGUACUUACAAAUUACCAAAGCAGUAACUUCGUCUAUGGACGAGUGAAGGAUUCUUGUACCUACUGGAGGCUGUCUCUGUAAACCUUUUCAAAGUUAAAACGAUCCACAUCUAAAGGAAGCAUGCUCACAAGGUUGCUGACUCUGGCCUUGGUGGCGGGGAGCUGGCAUGCCGCUGAUGCUUGCACCUGCUCCCUUGACCAUCCACAAACACAUUUUUGCAACAGCGAUUUUGUAAUCGUGGGUCGAGUACAAAAAAUAUUUAGAGGAGGUGAUUUCUACCACUCGUACAAAGUGAAAAUCCGAAAUAUAUUCAAAGCAACACCAAAAGCUGCAUUAGCACUCAAAGCGGGUCGCCUACUCACACCAUCGCACGAUUCAUUAUGCGGGGUCACACUUCAGCCUAGAGAGACCUAUGUUAUAACAGGUCACGUUGUCCAACUGCAGGCCCACAUACAGCUCUGUUCGUACGUCAACAAAUGGCGCGAAGUCACUCCGCGACAGAGAAAAGGAUUUAGAUUGCUAUAUAAACAAGGCUGCACGUGCAAGGUUCACAUGAACAGACGCAGUACAAAGUCGCCGAACACUUGCGUGACGGGCCGCGUCGCGACCGAAUGCUACGAGCGACACGGCAUUUGCCUGCACGACCGCGAGCGACGCUGCCGAUGGACGAGGGCCCCAGCUCUAACGAGAUGUCUGCAGAAGCAACAUUUCAACAGCACCAUGACUUGAUUCAUCAACGACACGAUCCAAACUAAAUGUUACUCGUAAUAAACAUUUUGUAUAUCUCGACUCGACUCCAUUGAAAUUCCGGUUACCUUAUAAUUGUUACUACUAAUUUAUAGAAACACUAUAAGUUACUAAGCCAAAAUCUUCAUCCUAACAUCUUGUAGGUUUAAAUGUUAUAAAUUCGUACCAGGACUAAACGAUAGUAUUUAUAUUUUAUGAUUGGUAGCAAGAUUGUUUAAAGGAUUAAAGUUCUGGCUAGUCAAGGAGAUAUCUAUUGUAUAACUAAUUCACUUAAUUCGGUGAACAUUUGGCAGCAAGUGUGUGGCUAUGACUAUUUCUAUGUGAGAAUGACGCGAUUCGACGAAAUUAUGUAAGACUUUAUAGUGACGAAUUUACUGAAAAUCAUUACCAAUUGUUAUAGAAUAUUGUUUUGGAAAUAUAUUUUUAGCGGUUCCAAAUUGUUGUUUUGUAUGAAUUGGAUGGAAGAAAAUUUGACGUUACUUUAUAUUAUUUAUUUUAAGUUAUAUUUAUAGAUAAGUUAAAUAUUGUAAAUUAACAAAAGUAGUUAUUUAAGUGAAUUACAAUAAAGACUUUAAAAAACCAAGAA